Molecule: messenger RNA, 1665 nt
Organism: Botrytis fragariae
Lineage: Eukaryota; Fungi; Ascomycota; Leotiomycetes; Helotiales; Sclerotiniaceae
Product: putative sterol o-acyltransferase 2 protein
Exons: 4
Coding region: 1-1665 (554 amino acids)
Biological process (GO): ergosterol metabolic process
Cellular component (GO): endoplasmic reticulum membrane
Molecular function (GO): ergosterol O-acyltransferase activity
Source: RefSeq, a predicted model, not a curated record
AUGUCUACUUCUGCGGAUGUAUACACCAAUGGGAAUAGUGAUGAUCAUAUCUUGCGUCCCAGACCCCAAAAUAGCUCUAACCCAAUAAUUGUUCGAACAAUAAGUGAGGAGGGGUUAUUACCAGUCAAUAAUAUCAAAGACUUCUCUGAAGAUGGUAUUUCUACAGGUCCAACUAGUGGACGUACAACACCUGUUCCCGAAGAUGCACCUCCCUCCGUUCAAUCGAUGUUUUCUGCGAAGAGACAAAUCAAAGCAGAGCAGAAACGUCGUAUUUUCCCUAUAAUCGAAUACACCUCAAGAGUCUCGCACUUGGAUCCACAUAGUGAUCACCAUGAUUUCACUGGGUUUUACAUUUUGUUUUGGAUUGGUCUUGCUAUCAUGGCAAUCACAACGAUGUUACGAAAUAUCAAGGAUACCGGUUAUCCCAUGAGAGUGGAGAUUUGGCAAUUAUUCACAGUAAAGGUUUGGGAACUUGGAGUCGCAGAUGCGUUAAUGGUCUUAUCUACAUCCAUCAGUCUUCCCCUUCAUAAGUUCUUCAGAAGUAGGACAGGUAAAUCUUUGGGGUUUCAAUGGACCAAAGGAGGGAUGGCCAUCCAGAGUUUAUACCAAAUUAUUUGGAUGGCAUUCUGGGUUUCCAUACCAUUCCUUCGAGAUUGGACAUGGACAGCUCAGGUUUUCCUUUUACUUCAUACUAUGGUCCUACUCAUGAAAAUGCAUUCAUAUGCAUUUUACAAUGGCCACCUUAGCGAAACCGAACGACGGUUACAAGAGCUUGACUCCCCAGCAACUGCUUCGAAAGCACCAGCAUAUCAAUAUCCAAGUCCAGGUCACAAGAGAACAGCGUCAGAGAUCAAAGCUCUUACUCAAACCAAAGCUGACGAGGUUGCGAGUCUUAGGGAGGAUUUAGCUCUCGAAUUGACGUCUACCAUGGGCUCGGUCACAUACCCUCGAAAUCUCACGUGGUAUAACUAUGUCGAUUAUAUAUUCUGCCCGACACUCUGCUAUGAGCUCGAAUAUCCUCGCACAGCAGGUAUAGUUUGGUCAGAAUUGGGAUACAAAACUCUCGCUACGUUUGGUGUCAUUUUCUUGCUCACUAUCACUUCCGAAGAAUUCAUCCAUCCCGUUAUGACCACAUCGGCAACAAGACUUCAAACUGCAACCUCGUUUACCGAAAAUGCCCUUGUCGUUGCCGAAUCAAUCAGCUUACUUCUUUUUCCUUUCAUGAUUACUUUCCUUCUCGUAUUCCUUGUCAUUUUUGAAUUCGUUCUCGGUGCAUUCGCUGAGAUAACUUGCUUUGCAGAUCGCCACUUCUACUCUGACUGGUGGAAUAGUACAGACUGGAUGCAAUUCUCCCGUGAAUGGAAUAUUCCUGUCCAUCACUUCUUCCAUCGUCACGUAUAUCUCGGUUCUCGCUCGUAUAUUGGGAAAGGAGGAGCCACUUUUAUAACUUUCUUCAUUAGCGCCAUUGGUCAUGAAAUAGUCAUGGCUUGUAUCACUAAGAAACUUCGAGGCUAUGGCAUGAUACUUCAGAUGAGUCAACUUCCUAUUAUUUGGUUACAGAGUAGACCGUGGGCUAGAGGGAAGAAGGUGUUGAAUAAUGUGUGUUUUUGGUGUAGUAUGAUUUUGGGGUUGAGUGGUAUGUGUAGUCUGUAUGUUUUAUUGUGA